AUGCUCGGAACAGCACUGCUCGGCGCGGUCGCUGCCUCCGCGGCCGUCGGCAGCAACGCGCUUAUCAUCAACCGGCAAGAUAGCGUCCAAUCUAUCCUCAUCACCUCCCAGGCGCCCGCGGCGGGAUCGGACGAGUGUCUCAAGUCGAGCUACUAUGGGGCGUACGGCUCGACUGCGGCGCAGAGGGAGUUUAUCUACCUUCCUUCGGCGGAAUGCCUGGGUAGCGCGCACGCGCUGGACGCGUUGAGCGAGGGCUCGCUCGUAUCUCUUGACAAGGCGGAGAUUGGGGAGGGGAGGGUGGUAUGGGUCGGUCAAGCUGGAGUCGCACCGGAACUCCUCGCUACGGACGGCGAGGCCGGGAGCAUGGCCAACUGGUUCUCGUCCAUUUCGGUCAAAGCGGCCGAGACGACACUCAUCAAACGCCAAUCGGAGCCGCACCAAUCGCACUUUACAGCCUCGUCCCCCAAGACGCUAAGGAUGCUACAUGCCAGCGCGCACUCCCUCCUCCUCAGCGUACCUGCCGAGUACGUGCCCAUCCUCGACACCCUGCUGCCCAGGCACCUCGUCCCGGUCGCUCUCCCCCAGAAGCCCUACGCCGCCUCGGCCGGAGACAGCGCAUGGGAGCCAGUGCCAAAGCACCUUGCCGAGCACCUGGCCAACAUCACUUCGGGGCUCAAGUUUGAUUCGGCGCUGGACAAGGCGCUCAACGAAGGGCUGGACGCAGAUCAGCUCAGGAGGGAUAUCAGGUGGUUGACCGGGGAGGGUCCGAGCGGGAUCGAGAGCAGGCACAGCUUCACUGAGGGCGCUCUCAAGGCCGCCAAGUAUAUCAAGGGCAAGUCUAUCACUCAUCUCAUGGUCCCAUCACUGCUGACCCUUUCAGAGAUCGGGGAAGAGUCAGGUGCGACGUGCAAAUACGAUCACUUCCUGGACGGAUUCGCCCCAAACGUACUCUGCACCUACCCAUCCACGCACAAUUCGACCGACAACGUCAUUCUGUCGGCGCACUACGACUCGCGCGGCUCGUUCGGCCUCACAAGGGCGCCAGGUGGAGACGAUGAUGGGUCUGGAAGUGGGCACCUUUUGCAGAUUGCCCGAGCGUUCGGAAAGAUGGGGGUCAAGUUUGACAAGAAGGUCACGCUGGCUUGGCACGCUGGGGAGGAGCAGGGCUUGUACGGGAGUCACUACUUUGCGGAACGGCUGAAGAAGGAAAAUGCGACUGUCCUCCUUCAGAUCCAAGCAGACAUGCUGGGCUAUCACGUACCGGGAGAACCCCUCCAGCUCGGUCUGCCCGAGAGCAUCGAGACACCCGAGGCCUCCGCCCUUCUGCACAAACUCUCCCAGCUGUACUCGCCCGAGCUGGUCCUCGGUACCACCCCCGCUUGCUGUUCGGACCACCAAUCCUUCCUCUCCUUCGGUUUCCCCGCUACUGCCGUCUUUGAGCGGAACGGCGGUAUCGCGGACCCAAUGUAUCACAACUCGGGCGACACGAGCCAGCGCGAGGGGUAUGAUCUGAGCCAGAUUAUCAGUAUUGCAAAGGUCACCAUGGCGGCGGUGAUGACUGUCGCUGGGUGGAAGCUAUAG
Dioszegia hungarica is the source of this 1581-nucleotide messenger RNA. RefSeq lists its product as uncharacterized. Lineage: Eukaryota; Fungi; Basidiomycota; Tremellomycetes; Tremellales; Bulleribasidiaceae. Bases 1 to 1581 code for a protein of 526 amino acids. The transcript has 3 exons. Gene Ontology annotation, molecular function: metalloexopeptidase activity. Gene Ontology annotation, biological process: proteolysis. The record is from RefSeq and is a predicted model, not a curated record.